Molecule: messenger RNA, 1667 nt
Organism: Sorex araneus (European shrew)
Lineage: Eukaryota; Metazoa; Chordata; Mammalia; Eulipotyphla; Soricidae
Gene: EID3
Product: EP300 interacting inhibitor of differentiation 3
Exons: 1
Coding region: 117-1319 (400 amino acids)
Biological process (GO): DNA repair
Cellular component (GO): Smc5-Smc6 complex; nucleus
Source: RefSeq, a predicted model, not a curated record
UCCUCUCGCGCCCUGCGCUCGGCUCCGUUUCCGCCGCGGGAGGGAGGGGGCACGGCUGGCCGCUGACCGCCGACCGCUGGCCGCCGACCGCCGACCGCCGCACGGGCGCCGCCGACAUGUCUGAGCGAGAAAGCGAUUUCCUGGCGGAGAGCGGCGAGGAGCCGGUGGCGGUGGCGGGGCGCGGGCCAGGUGUGGCGCCCUCGAGGAAGCUGCUGGGGGCCGAGGAGGUGGUGGUGGUGGGGGACGACGACGACGACGACACUGACAGUGAUGAAGACGAGCCCAUGAAGGUGGAAGUGGCCGUGGGCGCCGGCGACAGCAGCUCGGAUGAGCUGGGCCUCGGGGGGGCGGCGGCGCUGCACCCGUUCCUGCUGGGCGCCGUGGACCAGGAGAAGUGCCGCAGCAUCCGCAAGCAGUACCGGCGCCUCAUCCACACGGUGCAGGAGAGCCGCGACGACAUCGUGCACACGGCCAGCGACACGCUGUCCGAGGCGCUCGAGGAGGCCAACGUCCUGUUCGACGAGGUGAGCCGCACGCAGGAGGCGGCGCUGGACGCGCAGUUCCUCGUGCUGGCCUCGGACCUGGGCAAGGAGAAGGCGCGCCAGCUCAACGCCGACAUGAGCUUCUUCAACCAGGUGGCCUUCUGCGACUACCUGCUGGUCUCCGUGGGCCUCAGCUGGCUGGAGCGCGGCGACCCCGGCGGCGGCGAGCCCCGGCGGCGCUUCGACGACCGCGUGGCCCGCUCCUUCUGGGCCCUGCUGCAGCGCGAGGCCGCCUCGUGGCUCCGGCACGCCGAGCCCUUCCACUUCGUCUUCGGCACCUUCCAGCCCGAGCGGCCGGCGGCCUCGGCCCUGGCCCGGCCCCGCGCCGCGCUGCACGCCGCCAGGAAGGCCCGCCGCCCGGCGGACGAGGUCCGGGCCAUGCCCACCAAGCUGCGGCGCCUGGACCUGAACGCCCAGCACGAGGCGACGGAGAAGGAGGUGGAGAGGAUCCUGGGGCUGCUGCAGACCUACUUCCGCAAGUACCCCGACACGCCCGUGUCCUACUUCGAGUUCGUCAUCGACCCCAAGUCCUUCUCGCGCACGGUGGAGAACAUCUUCUACGUCUCCUUCAUCAUCCGCGACGGCUUCGCGCGCCUCCGGCUGGACCAGGACCGCCUGCCCAUCCUGGAGCCCAUCAGCUUCAGCCGGCGGGGCGAGGACUGCGAUUUCGGGUACCACGGCCGGAAGCAGGGCGUCAUCUCGCUGAGCUUGCAGGACUGGAAAAAUAUCGUGGCGACCUUUGAGAUUUCCGAGGCCAUGAUCACCAGCGCCUGCUAGGCCCGGGCUUCUAGUUUGUAGCGGGUGCCGGCCGUGGGAGAUCUCGAAAUGAAGAGUCAAGAUUCAAAGCCAGACACUUAGCUUGCAUACCCUCCUGUAAGGUGAAACUAUUUUCUAAGAACGUGAGAAAUGCUUUCAUUUGUACAGUGUGAUUUUUUUUUUUCUUUGAUAAGGUGUCAUUGAGGUCGUAUAUCAAAACAAACCAACUGACGUGUCUGGGAAAGUUUUUGCAGUGUCUUUUUGAGACUGGAGUAAUAAAAAUCCGUUCUGCAUUUCAUAAAUGUAUUUGAUCAUUGGGGGAAAGUCGCUUGUGAUCUGGGAUACUGCUCAGCUUUCUCUGAAGUAGGG